ACCGUCCCAUAUCGUCGUGGCCCGUAUAAGACUGUGGGGAGGGGGCUCCUAACCUCCUUCCCUCCUCCCCUUCCGCUCCCGCUGCCCAACUGCCGCCGCUGCUCAGGGUUCAAUGUUGGUUCGUGAUAAUACUAGUGCCCGCUACCCGGAUCGUCGCCUCCUCCCCCUCCCCCUCCCUCUCUUCCUCUCUCGUCUUCACAAUACAACGUGCUAUUCCUCCUCCGCCAACUCUUCCCCGAAUCGCACAAGCGCCGGCGCCCACGAGCAGCGACGCGGCGAUCCAUCCACACUGGACACACCAGAGCCGCUUUGAAACCUUACCUUAGUGUCCGCACGCACCGACUCGAGCUUCGUCAUCAUCACGCGCCAGCCGCCCCUUGCCCUCAGACCACCCGGGCCGGGCACCCUCUCCAUCUGCGUCGCGGCCAGCCAGAAACCUUUAGCAAGGGUAGGUACUUUAGGCUCGCGUCGCCCACGCCCCGACUCGACUCGACUCGACUCGACUCGACUCGCCUCGCUCUCUGCCCGACGCGAAUGUCCACAUACCACAAAAUGGCCCACUCAGGGUCGUCUUCGCUGGGACGACAUUUCUCAAUGCGCCUCCUGGCCUCGUAUGCCCUCGACUGGAUCAUACUCGUUGUCAUCGUCGUUGUCGCUGGCUUCCUCGGACGCAUCACCCCCAACCGGCGGCCAUUUGCUCUGGACGACCCCGACAUCUCAUUCCCCUUCACCGAAAAAGAAACCGUUCCGACCUGGCUGCUCGUGGUCCUCUGCGCCCUCGUGCCCGUCGUCGUCAUCUUCAUCGUCUCCAUCCUGCUUAUCCCCGGCGGCACCGUGCCUAAGAACACGCCACAGAGCCUCAUCUGGAAGCGCAAGCUAUGGGAGCUCCACGUCGGCUGGCUCGGCCUACUCAUGGCUGUCGGCUCGGCCUUCUUCUUCAUCUCCGGCAUCAAGAACAUGUGUGGCAAGCCCCGUCCCGACCUGCUCUCGCGCUGCCAGCCCGACCUUUCCAACCUGGACCAGUAUCGCGUUGGCGGCUUCAAGGGCCAACCGACGGCCAAUCUUCUCUACUCUGGCGACAUUUGCAAGCAGCCAGACAAGCACAAGCUCGACGACGGCUUCCGUAGCUACCCAAGUGGCCACUCUGCUGCUUCGGCGGCCGGCCUCAUCUAUCUCUCUCUCUUCCUCGCCAGCAAGUUCUCCGUCACAAUACCAUUCGUCGUUCCCAACUGGGGCUCCUUUACCGAUGCCUCCAUGCACGUCGCCUUCCCUUCCCGGCACCAGUCCCAGGGCGGCGCCUACGAGCCCUCUCGGUCAAGAAACGGUGGGCCAAACUUCUCGGCACCCUCGUCGCCCGUCAAGACAAGCACAGGCGGUCGCAACGCGCAGCACAACGCCAAGCUCCAAUCCCUCCGCCGACAGGCCGCCGCGCCACCAGUCAUCCUCCUUGCCAUCACCCUGGUACCCUUUUGUCUCGCCAUCUUCAUCGCGGCUUCUCGCUGGUUCGACUUCCGCCACCACGGCUUCGACAUCCUCUUCGGCUUCUUGAUUGGCAUCAUCACGGCCAUUUACAGCUUCCGAUACUACCACAUGCCCAUCAUGGCCGGCGCCGGCUGGGCCUGGGGCCCCCGCAGCCCCGAUAGGGCAUUCUGGGCAGGCGUAGGCCGGUUGGGCUACGUCGGCACCAAGGACGACUUCGACAGCCGCGUGGACCGCGCCGACCUGGGAGAGUCGGGCGACGCGGACCCCUACUCUUCCCACGGCCCGGCCGCCAUGAGCGGCAUGAACUAUCGCGCAAAUCAGUACGGUGCGGCGCCGGCGCUGCCCGAGCGUCAUCCGCAACAGGGUGGUGGGGUUGGCGGCCCGUACGAGAGCGUCGAGAUGAACGACAUGGGGUACCCGUCACAAACGGUCGGGCGGGGUGUCUGAGGGCCGGCCCUUAGCACACCGCGAGUAUUAUGUGCCUCUUGUGUAUUUAUUGCCGACGGUGGGGUUUUGGAUCAUCAUCAUCGUCAUCAUCAUCAUUGCUCUAUCUAGGGAGCGCGCAAAAGGACGCGGGGGUAUACCUUGAAUAGCUAGCUACCCGCAUUGGCUAGUAACUAGUGGCGGCUCGCCAUGUAUGAGCAACGCAAUGACGUUUGGUAUUUUACGUGCGUUUAUGUGUCCCAGAGAUGACUGACUGAACGCCCACGAAAUGGUUUACGUGACGAUCUCGCCAUGGAACGAAGGGUGGGAGCAUCUCGGUAUGGGUUUUGUGUGUUUGGCUGCAGCAGCCCGAGUGUUUGGUUCGUUUGUUUCAUUUCAUUAGACAGGGCUUCAACGUUGCGCUGCUGCUAUUUAGUCUCUC
This is a messenger RNA of Purpureocillium takamizusanense, 2347 nucleotides long. RefSeq lists its product as uncharacterized. The coding region runs from base 535 to 1929 and encodes 464 amino acids. Gene Ontology annotation, biological process: phospholipid metabolic process. Lineage: Eukaryota; Fungi; Ascomycota; Sordariomycetes; Hypocreales; Ophiocordycipitaceae. Gene Ontology annotation, molecular function: phosphatidate phosphatase activity. The record is from RefSeq and is a predicted model, not a curated record. The transcript is spliced from 2 exons.